Messenger RNA from Lobosporangium transversale, 2484 nucleotides. RefSeq names its product putative DNA mismatch repair protein Msh4. Gene Ontology annotation, molecular function: mismatched DNA binding; ATP-dependent DNA damage sensor activity; ATP binding. The coding region runs from base 1 to 2484 and encodes 827 amino acids. The record is from RefSeq and is a predicted model, not a curated record. Gene Ontology annotation, biological process: mismatch repair; reciprocal meiotic recombination. NCBI's taxonomy places the organism in Eukaryota, Fungi, Mortierellomycota, Mortierellomycetes, Mortierellales, Mortierellaceae. Gene Ontology annotation, cellular component: nucleus. The transcript has 9 exons.
AUGGCAUCGAUUGACUCAGUAUCUAAUACUCAGACCCCUUGUCCGCAUCCAGAUAGAUUCUCGUCACUACGUUCCUGCUCAGACUCAGUAUCUUCACAUACUGGUGACAGAAGUAAAGCCAAUACUCCGUCGCCUACCAACGCAUCGAUCACAGGCCGAUCCAAGGCGUCGGGGCCAUCUUCGUCCUCAAAACACUCAAAUAGCUUUAUAGCAGCAGUUGUUGAAGGCCGUGGUACCAGAGCGGAAGUUGGCUUAUGCAUUUGCGAUCUUAAGACAAGCGAGGUUGUUCUUUCACAGUUAGCUGAUUCCUCAACUUACGCGCUGACACUGGCAAAACUGAGCGUCCAUGCGCCCUUCGAGAUCCUGGUCCCCGCAACAGCAGUAGGCCCGGUAAAAUCCAAGCUCGUCGUUGCUAUUGAAGAGUAUUUGCCAUUCAGUACGAUCACGCCAGUUUCGCGACAGCUUUUCAGCGAUACAACCGGUUUACAGUACAUCCAAAAAUACAAUGUCAAAGAGGAUUCCGCGUCUUUACUACUUGGAAUCCCGACGAAGUACUUUUGUUUAGCCGCUACUGCGGCCGUCUUUCACCAUAUUGAGGAAAUGCGCAAUGCAACUUUCUUGAGUCAUUCAGUCCUAUUCAAGUACCAGAUCUGUUCGGAAUUCAUGAUCAUGGACUGCACUACCACUAAAAAUCUUGAGCUCACUGUCAAUUUAUCAGGUCGAAAUGACAAAGAGACGCUGUUUGGGGUUCUGAAUGAGACGUUGACCCCCAUGGGGUCUAGAUGUUUACGAACUAAUAUCUUGCAGCCGCUCUGCGACCAGAAAACUAUCAAUACGCGCCUAGAUUGCGUCCAAGAGCUUUCUCAGAAUGAAGACACAUUCUACGCCCUUAAAACUGGACUCAAAGCAUUUAGAGACACUGACCAUCUUAUCACCUCGUUUAUUCAAGUACCAACUAAGCCAAGUAUCAAGCACUCAGAGCAGAGCGUCAAUCGCAUCAUUAAUCUAAAGCAUACAUUGCAUUCCUUUGCUGCCGUUACAGAGGCAUUGAAUCCAUGCAAAAACAGACUUCUAAAGACAAUCCAUCGGCUUUUGAGCGAUUUUCGUCUAGCCAAGUUUAUGGAGCUGAUCGAUAAUGUCAUCGAGCCAACUGUCGUUUUAGAAAAAACUGCCUUGGGACUCCGAAACCAACGAUGUUUUGCUGUCAAAGCUGGAUAUAACGGGCUCCUUGAUGUUGCGCGCCAGACUUAUAAGGAAGCAAUUAACGACAUUUUUGAUAUAGUAAACCGCUAUGUAGAGGAGUAUGACAUUAGCCUCAAAAUCCAAUUCAGCGUAACGAUGGGAUAUUAUCUCUCAGUGACAAUGGACCAGCUCACAGGGGCCGAGCUACCACUAGCAUUCAUCAAUGUUGUCAAGAAAAACAAAACUUUAACAUUCACGACACUCGAGCUUGUCAAGAAAAACGCCAAGAUUAAUGACUCCUUGAUGGAAGUCUACUUGAUGUCCGAUAAGAUCGUCAAUGAUCUUUCCAACGAGAUCCAGUCUGACAUCGUGGCCCUCUACAAAGCUUCGGAAGCCAUCGCUUUGCUAGACAUGAUAUUGUCAUUCGCUCAUCUGUGUACAGUGAGGAAUUAUGUCCGACCAGAUUUUGCAGAUACUCUCGUCAUUAAGCAAGGCAGGCACCCGGUAGUUGAAAAGAUCCACUCAACACAUUUCGUGCCGAACGAUACAUAUGUUAGUGCGGCAAAUACAUUUCAAAUCAUUAGCGGUCCGAAUAUGAGCGGCAAAUCGACUUACCUGCGACAAGUAGCUCUAUUGACGAUUAUGGCCCAAAUAGGAUGCUUUGUACCUGCUGAAUAUGCUGCUUUUCGAAUUACAGAACAGCUUUUCAGUAGGAUCUGCAGUGACGAUAGCAUUGAGCUCAACGCAUCAACCUUUAUGCUCGAGAUGAAAGAAAUGGCUUAUAUCCUUCAUAACGUCAACGAGAAGAGCCUUGUCAUCAUUGACGAACUUGGUCGAGGAACAUCCACGCAUGAUGGCCUCGGGAUAGCGUUUGCAGUCUGUGAAGACCUGAUUCACUCCCGAGCCUUUGUAUUCUUUGCCACUCAUUUUCAAGAGUUAACAAGAACACUAGCCGUGUAUCAUAACGUUGCCAAUCUGCAUCUGGAAGCUGAGGUCAGAGAUAUCAAACUCAGAAGGGGUCCCGGCCUCUCUUUGGCAAAAUCUCUUGAUCUCCCACCUGAUAUCAUAUGUCGUGCAGUACAAGUCUCGGUGGGUUUGGCCAGCCUUCAGGAGAAAGCACGCCAAGGGUCUGAGAGCGAAAAAGUUGUUGCUCGUCGACGUGUCCUGGCUCAGAUUGCUCACGAAGUCGUGCUGAUUCAACAGGUAUCAGAGCGUAUGUCCCAGAAGGAGCUCAUAUUGGCGUUGCAGGACACACAGCAACGAGCCAUCGCGCAGAUGCUUGCGAUCCGUGGGCGGGGUUGA